Molecule: messenger RNA, 11494 nt
Organism: Phyllopteryx taeniolatus (common seadragon)
Lineage: Eukaryota; Metazoa; Chordata; Actinopteri; Syngnathiformes; Syngnathidae
Gene: shisa7a
Exons: 6
Coding region: 5081-7216 (711 amino acids)
Biological process (GO): regulation of AMPA receptor activity; regulation of short-term neuronal synaptic plasticity
Cellular component (GO): postsynaptic density; postsynaptic membrane; dendritic spine membrane
Source: RefSeq, a predicted model, not a curated record
GCUAUGUGCAAACUGCAGGGGUGAGACUUUUCAUGUCAGACAUUAUUUGAAUUAAUAUGAAAUUGGAAUACACAGUGAAAUGAACAAUAUUCCUUCCUAUUUUGGGUUUUAGUGUGAUGUUUGUUUUGUCAGGGAGUGGAGCUGCUGGCAGCAUGGUGGAUAAGUAGUGUGUCUGCUUUACAGUUAUGAGGUUCGAUUCUAGGGCUCUGGCCAUCCUGGAGUAUGUAUGUUUUCCCUGUGCUUGUGUGAGUUUUCUUCAGGUACUCUGGCUUUCUCACACAUUUCAAAACCUGUUGGCUCAUUGAAGCCGAAGUCACAGGUGUUAAACCUGAGGUUACUACUUUGUUUCUUAAUCCUUUCAUAUGAUACAGUGCUGCGACAAAGUAUUUCUUCCUUUUCUCAAAAUUUUUAGCUUUACUUUCCACACUUUAAGAUCAUUAAACAAAUAUAAAAAAUCAUUUAAAAGAUUACGCAAGUAAAUAUAAAAUGCAGUUUUAAAAUGUUGAUUUUACUGAUGGGUAAAAAAGUAUAUUGAACGCUAACUGGCCCUGUGUGAAAAAGUAAUUGCCCCCCAUGUUAAGUCAUGAAUUCACUGUGGCUAAUCACAUAUUUUGGAAAGCUGCGUUUAUUUUCACUGAACCCGCAAGCCUGAUUACCUCCAGACCUGUUCAAUCCAGAAAUCACUUUCAUAGAACCUGUCUGACAAAAUCAAGUCAGUGAAAAGAUCUCAAAAAGCUGUAUCAAAGUGCCACAAACGAAAGAGAUUUAAAAACUGAUGAAAAGUAAUCAAGUCAAGUAAUUGACGUCUAUUAGUCUGGAACGACUGCCCCUCGAUGCACCCGGCUGUCAAACUCUUGAAGUUUGUAGACAACACCACAGUCAUCGGGUUCAUCAAAGACGGUGACGUGCCUGCGUAUCGACAGGAAAUGGAGUGGCUGGAGCUUAGGCACGGCCGACACAACCUGGAGCUGAACACGCUCAAGACUGUAGAGAUCAUUGUGGACUUCAGGAAGCAUCCUUCGCCACAGCUGCCCCUCACGCUGUCCAACUGGCCCUGUGUCAACCGUCGAAACCUUAAAAGUUCCUGGGAAUUACAGUCUCUCAGGACCUCAAGUGGGAGACCAACAUCAACUCCAUCCUCGAAAAGGCUCAGCAGAGGAUGUACUUUCUCCGGCUUCUGAGGAAGCACAGCCUGCCACAGGAGCUGUUGAGGGAGUUCUACACAGCAGUCAUCGAAUCAGUCCUGUCUUCAUCCAUCACAGUCUGGUUUGGUGCUGUCACAAAAAAGGACGAACUCCGACUGCAAUGGGCAAUCAGGACUGCCGGAAAAAUCAUUGGUACCCCCCUACCCACUCUUGAGGACUUACACGCCGCCAGAACUAAGACAAGAGCAUGCAAAAUCCUCUUGGACCCUCUACAUCCUGGUCACCACCGCUUCCAGCUCAUUCCUCCAAGGCGGCGCUAUUGAUCAAUGCAAACUAAAACCAGCAAAGAUUCCAACAGCUUCUACCCUCUUGCCACUAAAUUGCUAGAAACUAAAUGACCCUCCGUAGUGUGUUUUUAUGUCUCAAACAUAUUUAUUGUCAAACUGGCUGUCUACUGUUGUACUAGAGCGGCUCCAAAUUCCUUGGCAAAUCAGAAUCAGAAUCAGGAUCAUCUUUAUUUGCCAAGUAUGUCCAAAACACACAAGGAAUUUGUCUCCGUAGUUGGAGCCGCUCUAGUACAACAGACAGUCAAUUUACAGAGGAUUCUGACUCUGAUAGCCAGUAUCCACAAGUGAAGAAAACAUGGAACAGUGCUGAACCUUCUCAGGAAUGGCUGGCCAACAAAAACUGGCCAAGAGCACAGCAACCACUCACAAAGGUCACAAAGGAACCAAGGACAACAUCUAAAGAACUGCAGACCUCCCUUGCCUCAGUUAAGGUCAGUGUUCAUGACACAACAAUAAGGAAGAGACUGGACAAAAAUGGCAUCCAUGGCAGAUUUCCAAGGCGGAAACCACUGGUGACCAAAAAGAACAUAAAGGCUUGUCUUUCUUUUGAAGAAAACAAAAAAAAAAACAUCCGAAUGAUCCACAUUAUCAAUAUUUUAUGGACUGAUGAGACGAAAGUUGAUCUUUUUGUAAUGUGUGUGUCUCGUUACAUUUGGCGUAACUGUAACACAGCAUUUCAGAAAAAUAACAUCAUACAAGCAGUCAAACAUGGUGGUGGUAGUGUGAUGGCCUUGGGCUGCUUUGCCCAUUCAGGACCUGGACGACUUGGUGUGAUUGAUGGAGCCAUGAAUUCUGCUCUUUACCAGAAAAUCCUGAAAGAGAUUUUUUCACUCAGGCCCAGGUAGCUUUGAAUAGUUGUUUUCCCUUAAUCAAUAAAAUCACCAUUUCAAAACUGCAUUUCAUGUUUAUUUUGGUUAUCUUUGGUAUUUGCAUUAGUUUGAUCUUAAAGUGGCAAAACCUUUUUUUAUGGCACUGUAAAUUGAACGACAGUCGUACAGUGGCUAUAGUAAGUCUUCACACCUGUCAAAUGCCCGUUUUUUGUGAUAUAAAAAGAACGAGAGAUCAGUCAUUUCAAAGCUUUACCCACCAUCAAUAUGACAUACUGUAUAACCCAUACAACUCAAUUGGAGGAAAAAAUGUAAUCUUUUCGAGAGGGAAAGUAAAAUUAAACAACUGAGAUAAAUGUGGUCGCACAAUUGUUCACACCCUCAUAUAACUAGGAUGUGGCUGGACCAAGGAUUAACCAAUCACAUUUAAAGCCAAUGCUAAAUGGGAGUCAGCACACACCUGCCACCAGUGCCUCGGAUUAACCCCAAAUAAAAUUCAGAUGUUCUAGUAGGGUUUUCAAUUUUUUUGUUUGCUUUCUCGUAGGAGCCUGACGGUUUUGUGCUAACACUGUUUUUUGAACUGAUCAUAAUUCUGUCCACCUUGACUAGAGCCCUAGUUCCAGCUGAAGAAAAAUAGUUCAACCUUGGUUUUUAUCACCCCAUAACACAUUUUCUCACAUGGGUUUGGGAGAUUUCUAGUGUGUUUCUGCAAAAUUGAAACCAAUAUAGGACGAUUUUUCUACAGCUGGCAUUAGUCAAGGUGAUGGGAAUUAUGAACAGUUCCAAAUAGUGGUCGAUUUUAGCACCAAAUCUUCAGGCUUCUGCUAGAAGAAGAAAAAAAAAAAGGAAAAGCUUACUAGAACAGGUGAAAUUUAUUUGUGGUUAAUCUGGUGCACUUUAAAUGGUGGUUGACUUAACAUGACUUUUUAGUGGAACAUUUGCCUGACCUCCGUCCAGGCAGCAUGGGUUCAGUUCCCACUCAGUGACGGUGUGAAUGUCAGUGCGAAUGGUUGUUCGUGUCUGUAUGUGCCCUGCGACUGACUGGCGACCAGUUCAGGCUGUAGUCUGCCUUUCGCCCAAAGUCAGCUGGAAUAGGCUCCAGCACCCCACGACCCUGAACAGGACAAGCGGUAUUGAGAAUGGAUGAUAGGCAAUGAAAAUAUGUAGAUGGCUUUUGUUGAUACCUGUUUCUUAUGUUUAGGUAACCUGUGAUUGACAGUGUCAAUCAAAACUGUGCAUGAUUGCCUUUGUAAAGGGCUGAUUUAUGAUCCACUUUUGGCGUACCUGAUUUUGUGACCGAGUGUGUGUACACGGAGCCUGUCACCAUUCAAUUUGUUUAUAGUGGUCUCCUGUUCUGCUGUGAUAGAAUAACCAUUAUGAGACAGCCAGUAAUUGCAUCCACCCCAGCAGCAGAGUAGUGAGUGGAAAAGCACACCCCGUAGAGCGUCACUGGAGGGCAUCUAAUGACGGCCUGCGCCGGCCUCCCACCCACCCACCUGCGUGGAAAUAGCAGCCUGACAUGCAGAGGACCCCCCUCGGCCUGCGCACGAUUCCCAGAGUCAUUUUUGCCCCCAACCCCCUUCUCCCCUACCAAACACACCCUCUAAAGCCUCCAGGAGCCCUCCUACCCCUCCUAUCCAUCCAUAUGUGCCUCCAUUCUCUGCCACACAUUUUUCAUAAUUACAUAUAAUUAUUCUUUUUCCAGCGGGAGACGGAUCUGCCACCAUCUUAUUAUUUGCCAGCACCUCCAACACAAUAACUUUCACGCAUUUACAUAUUUCUCCACAAAAGUGAUAUUCUUUGAAAACCUCAUCCCCCUUUCCCCAGUGACAAAUCAGGGAUAAUUUUUCUCCCUUUUGAUUUUUUUUUUUUUUUUGAGAAGAGACGCCAUUCAUCACACGCUUAAUUAGUCAGCCCAGUUUAAAUGGCACUGGCAAUUUCAGAGCUAAGCGCGGAAGAACGGCAGAAGUCGUCGUUCGCAAUGUCUCUUGCAGGCGGGGAGCCAUUUCCUCGGUUUGUGCUUACUCCUAAUUUCCAGCAGUAGCAUCCUCCUCAUCAUCGUACUCAUCCUCCUUCUUCUCGCACUUAAAAGCUCCCUCAUUAUCACCCACCAGCACCCCAUCACAGUUACAGCCAGUGCCAGGCCGGCGCAGAUACACACUAAUCCAAUCCGGGAAUAAAAAAGCAGCAGAUAAAAGUACAGUGUGUAUCUAUAGAUAUGCCCGAGGAAGAGUUAGCACGGCGGGGGGGAGUCUCCUGCGGGCUCCCCUUAAGUCAGUGAGUGAGUGACAGUCUCUGUUUACAAAGUGCUGAUGAGCUUUCCAACGAGUGCCUACUUUUUGAACGUGCCAUACCGAACAUAAGGAACAACGCAGAUCAUAAUGUUUACAUUUGAAUAUACAAGGGGGAAAAAAUACUGUUUAAGCGCCGCGAUCAGCACAGGAAUGUAAACGACUGCCUCGUACCUUAAAUCGAUCUCGAGCUAGAUGUUUUACAGGCCGAGUCUCGUCGAGACGAAAAAGCAUUUUUACAAAAUUCAUGCGCAUUCGACUCUGCCAUUCCAAAGCCAUUAGCAACAAUCAUUAAAAGCUACCCGUUAACUGUGUUCGCUACUGACCCCUUUUUUCCCUCGGCCAAAUUCCAUCUCACCAGCUUUUCUGAAUGAAGCCUCUGUUACGUUUUGAAUAUUCACGACGUUACUGGAAUCAGCUGGCGAACUAAAACCUGCACAAUAAAAGCUCUGUCCUAUAGUCAUGUAAAAAUGACGCCCACUGCCAAACUCCGAAUCCUUGCCCUGCUUUACCUUUUUACCGCCCCGCACACCACCGGGGAGGACAUCACCCCGUCCUCCACCCGGUCCGACCCCUCUAUCCCACAGUUCAACCCGAGGUCGGCUGCCCUUCGGAACAGGCUCAAAGUCCCCAAGAAAAUUCCGGAAAGCCCCUCAGAGGGAGUCCUGGAGGCGCCCCCUAAACCUAUGCCACAAGUGAUGUUCCCCAAGAAUGUGACAUCAUCCGAGGCCCUGGCCCCGCCCCUUGGCGCGGCCCAGGUGGCCCCUCGCCUCAUCGACGUGUGGAUGGACGUGUGUCAGGGUUACUACGACGUGAUGGGACACUUCGACAACUCGUUCAACUGCACCAAGGACACGUUCGUCUACUGCUGUGGGACAUGCCACUACCGCUUCUGCUGCCCCGACCGAAACCGGCAGCUGGAGCAGGAGAGCUGCAGGAACUACGACUCGCCCGCCUGGGCCAAGACCGAGUCCAACGCUUUGGUCACUGAGGAGGAGCAGGUCUCGGACCCGGACUUUGACCCGCUCAAGCAGCAGAGCCAUAACACAGGCUUCGUGAUCGGAGGCGUGGUGGUGUUCAUGGUGGCCGUGGCCGUGGGCAUCAAGGUGGUCUUCAACAAGGUGCAGCACGAGGCCCACCAGAGGGACCUCAAUAUGCCCAGAGCCCUGGUGGACAUGCUACGACACCAGUCCAGUCCGAGGCAGCAGGACGAGAGAAACAACAGCGUGGCUCUAACAGUGGGGGACAGCCAGGGGACGCUGGGGAGAGCUCCAAAAAACCUCUACGCUCCGGGACUGCCGAGCAAGGACAACAGAUUGGGCAACCUUCAGCACAAUUUUAUCCACACGUCAGGCUCCAGCCCCAAACACACUGCCACUAUCGAACGCACCCCUCGGAUGAACAACGCUCAGCUGGCAGCGGGUGGCACCUUGCUCUCCAGUAAACACAACAACACCAAAUCCCAGCCAUCCUUCCAUCACUCCCUGCACAACCUGGCUCAGCUGCCCCCCUCCUAUGAGAGUGCGACAAAGCCUGAACUCAACAGAUACUCCUCGCUCAAACGGCUCGAAAAAGGUCUCGAUGAGUACUCCUCUGGUUACUGCACCACCAAGCGACGCCCGCACACCGCCCAGCCGGCCCUCCAGUCCUCUCAGCACCACCUCCACUGGGGUGGGGACUACACCCUCAGCGGGAGAGGAACGCUGCCCAGGCACGCAGCCCGCCCCUGGAUUCCCCCGCCCCCGUCCGGCAUGCCCGCCUCACCCACCCCCAACCCCUACCCCCUGGACCUCCCGGAGCCCCAGUACAACCCCAACUACGACACCCUCUCUAAACCAAGGAAGGUAAAGUCCACCGACCAACUGCUCAACAUGGGCGAUGUCCCCGGGAAUACGGGGACCCUGUCCCGCCUUUCCAAGAACCAGCAGCACCAGUACUACAAAGCCAUGGCUGCCUCCGGUAAGAACUCCAACACGCAGACACUCACCCGCAAGACCCAGGAUAGGCAGGACAGGCAGGACAGGCAGGACAGACAGGACAGACAGGACAGGCAGGACAGGCAGGACAGACAGGAUAGGCAGGACAGACAGGACAGACAGGACAGACAGGAGAGACAUGAGAGACAGGAGAGACAGGACCGGCUGCUCAUGUCCCCGGACCACUUGGAGGAAAGAAUGGGCGGCAUAGGGGUGAUGGAUCCGUACGCCCACCCAGGAGGGGGCGUCCCCACCCUGCCUCGCCAGCAGAAGGCCCAGUCCCAGCAGAACGUGUGCGCCACCCCCUCUCUUGACCGCCAUCAUAUGAUCAAGAUGAACUCUCACCCGACAUCCGGAAGAGAGCAAGAGAGGAACCCGGGCGUGACCGGCCACAUCAGCGGGGGCAUGGGCUGGGCGGGGGAGAUGCCCGGCGCGGGUGUCGUCAUGGGAACGGGAACUCUAGGGGGCCACAACGCCCGCAGGAUGGCUUUCGCGACUAAACGGCAGAACACCAUCGAGCAGCUGCAUUUCAUCCCGGGCGGGGGCGGCAGCGGGUCUGGGGGGAGCGGCAGUGGGGGCGGCGGCAGUCAGGGGAUCAGGACAGGGAGCAAAAAUGAGGUAACAGUGUGAGGAGGCGUUGUGGCUAACGUAGAGCUCACAACUCGCCAUGGGACCAGAGCGCCCGUCUGCAUUUAAUCCACAGAUUCACAGCUGCCAGAAAUAGAAUUAAUAUUGUAACGGUAUAACAUACACUUCUCACAAAUGGUUAGGGAUAUUCAGCUUUUGGGUGAAAUGCACUCUAACCUUUACAUUCUGUUCUCUAACAAGGAGGUGAACAGCAACAAAUUGACAACAGGUUUAUUUUUGUAAUAUCCCAGGACAUCCACUUUCUGUGACUCUUCCAGUCUCUCUGUAUUGCUGCUGCAACUUACUGACGGCAACUCUGUGACAUUUUAAACUCAUUCUCUAGCUCUGUUGCAAAUAGUGAAUAUCUGCGAGUAAUUGACUCACUUCCUAAGAGGGUUUGUAAUUACCAUUAGAAGCCACAAGAUGACAGGAAAGGGCUACCUUUGUCUGAUUAAAGCUACUCGACUAACUUAAAAUGGUUUCCUUGGCACCAAAAUACUGUUAUUGCUUUGUUCUGAACACAAAAACACAGACUCUGUGAGUUUUUCAGCAAAUAACAAAGGAUAGGUUCCCCCCAAAAAUUCAUGAAUAGGCAAGUUUAUGAAUGUUGAACCGCGAAUAUGUGGGGGUUCACUGGACUGUUGCUCACUUGUUAGGCGUUGUCUUGGUCUUGUCUUGUCAAAAUGUAAACAAUUAAAGAGGACUGCUUAAAUACCAAUUCUAAUUGAACUGGGAAAUGUUUUGGACCAUUCAUGGAUCAAACACAUGAUGUGAAUUUUGCCAUUCCGCUUUUUUGUUAGAGAAUAGCAAGUAAAAACACACGAACAUGAAACAGUUGGACAUGCCAUUCAAAAGUUUAGACAGGCUCAAAUUAAGUUGCGCUGUAAAGGUUGCAGUGCAUUCUAGGUUCAUCCUGAAAUUUCACCCCAAAGCCUGAUAUCCCUACUUUUUGGUGAGUAGCGUAUUUAGGCUAUUCUAAUUGGUGUUGUAGUGAAACAGCUUAAAUAUGACCACUUCUUUAAAAAGUUAGGAGCGCUCCAAUUGUGUGAUAGCAUACAUCAGCCAUAUUUUGUAAGUGAAUUUACCAUCUUUGCCAUAUACACAGCAGUGCCAUUACUUGCACAGAGCGGUAGGGUGGAACAAAGCAGUACAUGUACAGUAGACAGUUUUAAAAAAGCACUCAGGAGCCAUAUUAGAUAAGAUAUAUAUAUAUAUAUAUAUAUAUAUAAAAGGACUGCUAAAGAGAAGAGGACCAUGUGGGAUAGAGAAUUUAUUAAAGAACAGUGCAGACUACCUGCUUGGCCAGCCCUCGCCUACAAUGAUUUAUUACAGAGACGAUUCUCGUGGGUGAGCAGCAAGACAUUAGUCUGACCUCCCCACAGGGAGAAAAUAACUCGCGUCGCUUCCUGUCCGCAAGAGUGACUUUUCUCUGACUUUCUGGGAUAACGGAGGAGCCAGGACGCCGCAUGCAUUUAAACUGUGGACAGACACCGAUCAGUCCGAUGCCCGGGUUGCCUAGUUUGCCAUGCGACCUUAGCUUUGAGGAGGAAGUCUCACCGAUCGUCGCUUUGCACUGCCAAAUGUCUCAAGACGGUAUCAGACGACGACAGCGUCCCAUUGUUUAAAAUCAGGACCUGACUGCAAAAACAAAUGGGCUAUCAAAUAACCAAGAGCCAUGAUUACAGUGGAUAUAAAGAAGUCUACACACCCCUGUUCAAAUGCUAGGUUUUUGUGAUGACAUCAAGAUAAAUAAUUUCAAAACUUCUUCCACUUGUUCCAGCAUUAAUGGGACCCAAAAUCUGUCAACUUAGUUUAAAAAAAAUCUUUUAGGGGAAUUAAAAUCAAACAAUGGUGAUAACGUUGUUGAUAAUGAUAAGUGUGCACACCUUAUUAUAACUGGGUAUGCGGCUGUGUUCAGAAUUAACCAGUCACCUUCACACUCAUGUUAAAUGGGAGUCAGGACUCAGAUGCCAACUUUAAAAGUGCCUCUGAGUAACCCCAGAUAAAGUUUGGAUGUCUUAGUAGGCUUUUCUUACUUUUAAAAUGAUUCAUCUCAGUCAUUUGAACAGGGGUGUGUAGACUUUUGAUAGGCACUGUACUUAACAAUUGCCAACUUGCUUUGAUGUAUCUGAAGAUUCUGUUUUCCUUUUGUUUUUGUAUGGAUUUAAACAGAGCACAAAUAGACCACUGUCGCAGAGGUUGCACAUACCCAACAUGUCCUUCAAAGCCAUUUUAUGGAGAUACAAAGAAAAAUACCACAGAGGAAGCUGGUCUGACAAUCACCAUUUUAAUGCGUUUCACCAAUUCGAAACAAGCGAGACAUAAUCUGUACAGGCACAGGAGACUCGGGACAACCAGGAAGCCCUUUCCAAACAUCCUCCCACGCAAAGACCCCGCUGUAUCAUAACGCACUGCAGCUAGUAGAGAAUGACAACACGCACACAAAAAUAACCCCAAUAAACAAUAACAACGCUUAUCAGUACUAAGGGCUAUCUUAUCCUUAUAGACUGUAGUAUGUGAUAUCUGUGGUCCAUAUAUGAAGCUAUCUCUUUCUCUCGAUUUUGUGUUAAUAUUGUCAUUGAGUAUUGAGUAUUCAUGUAGAAAAAGAGUCACAACACAAGAGACUGAAAUUUGCACAAAUAAACUAGCUUGCCCCUCAUAUUUUGCGGAAGGGAUGUAUUUUUUUUCCUCCACUUUUUAAUGACAAAGGGAAUUCAACCACUGGCUUUUCUCUACGAAAGGAGACACAGAUUUCAUUCGAACAAUCUUCCUAUACGCAGUGCUUAAUGUAGUUGUUAUGAAUAUGAUGGAGUGUUCUUAUUGAAGAUUAUUAUAAUUGUUAUGGUUGUUAUCAACAUUUAUCUUAUGAUGUGAUGUUCAUUUACUUGGUGGGGUUUUGGUGUUUAUUGUUUUUGGAUCACUUUUAGCAUCCUUCAUUAGUUUUUCUAUGUUCAAUACAUGUGGUUCCUUGAUGCAUGCCUGGCUCCAUUCCUUUAAGAAGCAUUUCUCGUACGUCUGGACUCUAUGGUCAUUUUCUUAUUUCUAGCUGUACGUACUGUGCCUAGACAUCGGCCUUAUGGCUUCUUGAUCUCAUUUGAUUGCCUGGGUUGACACAGAAGUUCCAAAAAGAAUCUGCUGGAGUAGUUUGGGAUGGGGAUUUUAACGCCACCAGAAGAGCAAAGGCCCCUUGUUUGAUUCUCAUGAUUUAAAACCUGUGAAUCCAUUAUACAUGAAUGAUGUUUAUGAUCAUUUGAUGACAUGUUUAAGUCUGAGUAGGUCUGGUUUAAAAACAUCAGUGUGGUUUUUUUUCUUCAGGGAAAUAGACCCUUUUCACGGUGAUGUCAUACCACUUCCACUCUGUCUUAGUGUCACUCCUGCGCCGUAUUUGAUUAUUUAAUAAGAUGUAAACAAAUUGAUAACCAAAGGUUAAGGGAAAUCCAGCAUGGUGGUUUCCCGCUCCGGUCCAGUUUCUCGACUGCACACUAGUUUAUGUUUCUGUUUUUAAUUUAAGUCUUUUUACAUGAACUAAUACAAGCGAUGCAAGUGAAGGUAGGACAAAGCGUAUGUGUUCUGACGUCACAUGUAAAGGGUUUAUUACAUAGAGAGUGGUUUUAGUUUUUUGUUUGUUUGUUUGUUUGUUUGUUUAUCAAUUUGAAUAGAGCCACAAAAGGUUUGUAGCAAAGUCUGUAAACUCUCACAAGCCAUAUCCACCAAAACUCAUGUUCUCACACUUUUCUAAAUGGUUAAUCUAAUUUGUGCAAGUAUCGUAUUUUGUAUAGCUAGUACAAUCAGAAAACUAUUUUGAGUGAUCUCUUCAUUAAUUUGAUCAUUAAAAAGCAAAUUCUGUGUUAGUAUUUAAUGAAUUGUACAGUGCCAAACUCAUAACAUUUGCAGUCUUGCUUAUUGUCACGGCCUCCUGUGUGGCUACAGUGGUACACUACUGUAUAUCUUUUUCAAUGCUGAGCGCUAACUAACAAUACAGUAACGUAAGGGACUUUAUUUUGGAGAGAAAUGAAUGAAUAUGGUGUGUGUUUUGAACCAUUAUGAAUUCGUUUGGAGUGAGGAUGCUUAGUGGCCUCUUUAAAUUGCAAACAAAAGCAUUUCCAAAAGUACAUGACAAUUGUAAGGACAAGAAUGGUGUCCAGUAGCCUAAAAAUGAAUUUAUUUUCAUGAUUCUAAUUUUCAAACAACUUUAUUUUGGUUAUUGCUCAAUGCAUCCACCCCCUUGGAUACGACAGCAACUUACAGAGAAUUUGCAUAAUAAAGUUGGUGGGAAAUAUA